Messenger RNA from Fusarium verticillioides 7600, 1059 nucleotides. RefSeq lists its product as hypothetical. Gene Ontology annotation, molecular function: RNA polymerase II cis-regulatory region sequence-specific DNA binding; zinc ion binding; DNA-binding transcription factor activity, RNA polymerase II-specific. The record is from RefSeq and is a predicted model, not a curated record. The transcript is spliced from 2 exons. NCBI's taxonomy places the organism in Eukaryota, Fungi, Ascomycota, Sordariomycetes, Hypocreales, Nectriaceae. Gene Ontology annotation, cellular component: chromatin. Gene Ontology annotation, biological process: DNA-templated transcription; regulation of transcription by RNA polymerase II. Bases 1 to 1059 code for a protein of 352 amino acids.
AUGCAGCCAGAUGCCUCCGCAGUCCCUGGGCAAGGGGAAAGUGCCGAUAGUCUUAGCCAUAGACCGGCCAACAGCAUCGGUGUCGGUGUCGGUGACAGCACUGGCCAUCGCGGCGAAUCCUCCCCUGCCUCCGUAUCCUCCGCAUCUUUGACAUGCCCCGAGUGCGGGCAGACAUUCCGUCGGCGCGAGCACCUCAUCCGACAUCUGGACCGCCACUCCGGACGUCGCUCUUACACAUGCGAUGUCUGCAAGACGGCCUUUUCUCGGAGCAAGGGUCGUCGCUGUGUAUACCAACCCAAACUCGGCGAUGAAGUGGCUGAGACAAUUACCGUUGCACAGUCUGCAGCCGAAGAUGUUAUAUCCGCUACUCACUCCUCGCCUUCACAGCAAGUGCAGCCACUGACACCCCUUUCGUCUGUUCCGCUCCAACCCUGGAUCGAGCCAGAGCUUUCAUGGGAUACCAUUUUGACGUCUGCGCAAUUCCUGCUGCCCUUUUCGCCUGUGCCCUGCCUUGAAUCUGGGGCAUUAGCCUACUUCUGCUUUGGAGACGCUGCCUUUGCCACCACUGGUGAGCCUGUGGACGACCUUGGUGUGCCGAAUAGUUUCAGUGCACAAGUGCCACAGAGAGAGGCAGUGAAGGAUAUCCAAAAUCUUAUUGGACCCGACAAUCUGACAGCGGAAGAAGAAGACAUCCUGAUCGCGGAGAACAUUCCACACGUACCUCCCGUGACUGAAGAGACACGACUAUACAUGAUCCAAGCCGUCAAGGCCAGGCUACCACACCAAGAUGCCCAAGCGCUUGACGCAAAGUUCCCCUCUUUACGACAUCUCGAUACAUAUAUGCAGCUGUAUUUUGAACACCUUCAUCCGCGCGUGCCUCUGCUGCAUGUUCCGACAUUCCAUACAUCUCCCGAGACAUGGCAGCUAGUCCUCGCUGUGAUUUGCCUUGGCAGUCGGUACUCCCAAGCACACCACCAUCACGAUCGCGUUCUGCUCCUGCAGCAAGUUGCCCAGCAUAUGGUGAAGGUAGAUGUAAGAACGACCUUCAAGCUCAUUUAG